Molecule: messenger RNA, 2362 nt
Organism: Carassius carassius (crucian carp)
Lineage: Eukaryota; Metazoa; Chordata; Actinopteri; Cypriniformes; Cyprinidae
Product: tripartite motif-containing protein 16-like
Exons: 6
Coding region: 312-1931 (539 amino acids)
Molecular function (GO): protein binding; zinc ion binding
Source: RefSeq, a predicted model, not a curated record
AAGAAGAUUCCACACUCCUAGUCCAGGAGUGUCACUUUCCCACAGAGUUUAGUUUGAUCUUUUUGAUCUUUUUAUCUUUUUGAUCUUUUUAAUUAAACAUACCUGAAUCAACUAGUCGACAGUUAGGUGUGUCGAAACUAAACUCAGCAGGAAUGAGGAACUUGCUUUACAGACUCACAGACAAACCUGUUUUACACACGUCAGUCAAACACAGAACCAGUAAAGUAUUUAAACUCAUCAGCUCAGGGAAAGAGAAACUAAAGUGUUAGUUUAGCUGUUGAGUGUUUGUGUCUCAGUAUUUCUGCAGUAAAAUGGCAGAAGCCAGAAUUUCAGUGGGUCAGAAGGAGUUCAUGUGUCCAGUGUGUCUGGAUCUCCUGAAGGAUCCAGUGACCAUUCCAUGUGGACACAGUUACUGCAAGAUCUGUAUUACAGACUGCUGGGAUCAGGAGGAUCAGAAGAGAGUCUACAGCUGCCCUCAGUGCAAACAGACCUUCAGUCCAAGACCUGCUUUAGCUACAAACACCAUCCUGGCUGAAGUGGUGGAGAGACUGAAGAAGACCAGACUCUCUGAUGACUGUGAUGCUGGAGAUGUGCAGUGUGACGUCUGUACUGGAAGAAAAUACAGAGCCGUCAAGUCCUGUCUGGUGUGUCUGAAGUCCUACUGUCAGAAUCACCUUGAACAACAUGAUAGUUGGUUUAGAGGACCGAGACACAGUUUGAUUGAAGCCACUGGACGACUGCAGGAGAUGAUCUGUCAGAAACAUGAGAAGCUCCUUGAGGUUUUCUGUCGCACUGAUCAGAAGUGUAUAUGUGUGCUGUGUACGAUGGAUGAUCAUCAAAACCACGACACUGUAUCAGCUGUAGCACACAGGAAAGAGAAACAGAAGCAGCUGAAGGAGACGCAGAAGACGCUCCAGCAGAGAAUCCAGCAGAGAGAGAAAGAUCUCCAGCAGCUGAGAGAGACUGUGGAGUCUCAUAAGCGCUCUGCACAGACAGCAGUGGAGGACAGUGAGAGGAUCUUUACUGAGCUCAUCCUCUCCAUUGAGAGAAGCCGCUCUGAGCUGAUACGACUGAUCAGAGAUCAGGAAAAGACUGCAGUGAGUCGAGCUGAAGGACCACUGAAGCGACUGGAGCAGGAGAUCAAUGAUCUGAGGAGGAGAGACGCUGAGCUGGAGCAGCUUUCACACACACAGGAUCACAUCCAGUUCCUGCAGAGUUUCCAGUCUCUCUCAGCACCUCCUGAAUCUACAGACAUAAAUUAUGAUCUCUCCAGUUUUCUCGUCUCUUCUGAUGCUCUGAGAGAAUCUGUCCAUCAGCUGAGAGACAAACUGGAGGAUUUCUGCAAAGAGCAGCUCAAGAAGAUCUCAGACAGAGUUGCAUUCAUCAGGACCAAGAGCAACUUCCUACAAUAUUCCUGUCAGUUCACUCCGGAUCUGAACACAGCAUUUAAACACCUCCGUCUGUCUGAGAACAACAGAGUGAUUACUAACACUAACACAGAUCAGCCGUAUUCUGGUAAUGCAGACAGAUUUGAUCAUUGGCCUCAGGUGUUGUGUAGAGAGAGUGUGUGUGGACGCUGUUACUGGGAGAUUGAGUGGAGCGGAGGUGAUGGUGUGUCUACAUCAGUGUCAUAUAAGAGCAUCGGCAGGAAGGGGGGUAUGGAGUGUGUGUUUGGACGUAAUGAUCAGUCCUGGAAUUUUUACUGCACUCCCUCCAGUUGCACAUUUGUACAAAAAAAUAUAGAUACUGUUCUUCCAAUAAAGUCCAUCAUCAAGAGAAUAGGAGUGUUUGUGGAUCACAGAGCAGGAACUGUGUCCUUUUUCAGUGUCUCUGACACAAUGAGCCUCAUCUACAAAGUCCAGACCACAUUCACUCAGCCGCUCUAUCCUGGGUUUUGGGUUGGUUCUGGAUCAACAUUGAAACUGUGUUGAUGAAUCAGAAUAGGGUGAUGAGAGAUUCUACCCAUAAUUCUUUGAGCUGCAUGAUGAAUCAGUAACAGUGAGAUAUUAUAGAGUGUUUUCUUUUCUCAUAAUGACAAUAAUACCGCAGCUGAAUUUCUUUCAGUGAAAUAACAAUCAGAAUAAAUGUAAUAAAUCCUCAUAGACAGUAAGAUCAGUGUGUGUGUGUGUGUGUGUGUGUGUGUGUGUGUGUGUGUGUGUGUGUGUGAGAGAGGGAGAGAGGGAGAGUCUGCUGAGUGACCAUGGGUUUCUGUGCUUUUGUCUGUUUGUGUCUUUUACUUUUCAAUUUAGUCAGUGUCACAUUAUUUUAUUAUUACUAUCAAAAUUACCUUUCAGUUCAAAUGAUCACAGUCAAUAAAUCAUUGUCAUUAUUAGGGUUGGGUACCGAACCCUGGUUUCCUGCC